This is a messenger RNA of Symbiodinium sp. CCMP2456, 602 nucleotides long. The record is from the annotation of a GenBank genome assembly. NCBI's taxonomy places the organism in Eukaryota, Dinophyceae, Suessiales, Symbiodiniaceae.
GUUUCAGACGUUUCUUUUCGGAGACGCACUGGCCGGACGGAACACCGAAGCGGUUCAGAGGGAAGGACUCCUGGAAGAACUGGAUCAACUGGGAUGCGCCAUUCCGGGAUCCUUCGGACGAGCUGAAUCGGCAGCGAAGAUUCUUCUGGGAAGUCGAUGAGAAGGGUGCCUUAUGGCGCUUGGAGCUUGACCGACCGAACGAGCGAUUCGGGCAGAUGCGCCACGCAAAGGUCGUGGACGACUUCUUCCGGCACCUUCAGCGAAACAGGACGGGUCACUUCGAAGACGACUUUCCUUUCGUUUCCUUGAAGACCCACGAGAGCUACUACGCACGCUGGGCGGCGACACGCCAGCGAGCGCCGACUGAAGCGCCAUUCGUAUUCAACGAUCUGCAGCAGGACCACUUGGUCCACAUCAUCGCUGGGAGCGGGAGUUUAGCCCAAUCCCUGACUACGCCUUUGGAGCCAUCUUCGCUGAGGCUGUCACGUGACGGCCGUCUGCUCCACCCAGUGUCGACUCUCCGACGAGGGGAGUCCGAAGAGGUCAGCACCACACGCAUUCGACGCUUUCCACCAUUAGGGGUUGAUGAUCGGCAGCCCUAA